Molecule: messenger RNA, 1915 nt
Organism: Orbicella faveolata
Lineage: Eukaryota; Metazoa; Cnidaria; Anthozoa; Scleractinia; Merulinidae
Biological process (GO): developmental process; regulation of transcription by RNA polymerase II
Molecular function (GO): RNA polymerase II transcription regulatory region sequence-specific DNA binding; DNA-binding transcription factor activity, RNA polymerase II-specific; protein dimerization activity
Source: RefSeq, a predicted model, not a curated record
CGCACUUUGCGCUGACGGAUAUCAGUAACGACAAAAAUAUGUCGGGGCCAAAUUCAUUCCGACAUGAGCUCAGGGUGUCCUGAUGGUGAAAUGUUUGGAACUUAAAAGGGCUUGGACGGAAUCGCCAAGGACGUCUGGUUUGCCUGCCAAUCAAACUAAACCUAAUGGCUUUUAAAGGGUUUAUCAGUCGAGUGCAAUCGACACCCUUGCAGUAGAAUCGAAGCCCGGCCCCAAAUGCUCUCCCCACUGACUGCGGACUACCAUUUGCCAACCAUUGGCUCUGAAUGCGGUAUCAUCUUUCAAACGCUGUACUAUCACUUAAAAGCGUUUUUCACUUGUCAUUGCCACUAGAGACUCGACACGGGCAACGUGCUGGAACGCAAACAUGUUGUCAGUAAAAUCGGAACCAACAUGGGCUUGUGACGAAAACGCUGUGAGUCCUUUGUCGUGCUCCGAGCAAAACUCUCCCAUCUCUUCUUCAAUCAGCGGUGAUGGGGACAUAGAGAAUUUUGGUAGUCCUGUCGUUCCACUAGGGAGACGAAAGCUAAAGAGGCGACGAAAACGUAUGCUAACGGGAGUUAGUCGCCAGCGGCGUGCAGCGAAUGAAAGGGAGCGCCGAAGAAUACAAGGAGUCAACCGUGCGUUUAUAGAGCUGAAAAACGCACUUCCCGUGGCUGAUUCUGUGGAUAUUUCUAAAAUUGACAUCCUGAGAGUUGCGACUAAGUGGAUAGAACACCUGAGUAAGCUAUUAGACCAGGACAAAAGGAUACACUCCGAGCCAAAAUACACUGUCGAGCCCAAGUUGUAUGAAAUUCUGGGAGAAGAUUUUUCGAUCGACCAUCGCGAGCUAGAACAGGACUAUUUUCUACAAGGACAAGACAUUUGGUCGGAUAGCUCCAGCCCGGAAGGAAACAGCGACUACUGCGUUCACACAGAGGAGCCUUACCUUCAGACUCUUCUUCACAACAGUUUUAACUCGGACAAUUUGACUUCACCCCUCCUGGAACUGACGGACCGACUCUGAAGUCUAAAGUCUUGUUAUUCGUCGAACAGAUAACAGGAAGAUAAACCGUUUAUCCACCUGAAUCACCGAAGAUAUCCAUCCUUCCAUUACUCAAAACAAGAAAAAUUAUAUUUCAACUAGUCAUGCAGUCAAGGAAUGAAAUCCAGUAUCUAAUGAGUACCGUAUGUUUACCCGGGGGACCGCCCAUAUGAAAAGGACGGGGGUGCUCGUCGGAAAUUUUGAAAGGAAAGGAAAUUUUGUGGGCGUGGCUUGAAAUGUUUUUCACCCCUAACAGGUACCAAUUCUAAACAACACUAUCUCCUAUCAUACUUUUUUCGAUUCAAUGCAAUAAAAGGUACCGUAAAAGCUGCCGUUGUGGACCUUUUGAGGCUGAGUAGCCUAAAAGGUGCCAAAACCGCGUCUUUAACCCCUAAAAGGUACGACAAGCACCCCGUUCCUUUUAUAUGGGAGUUCCCCUUCCCCCGGGGUGUUUAAAACUCCCGGAGAACUUGAAUUAGAAACUUAAGUUCGUUUCAAAAGAAAAUCAUAAAACACUCUCACCCGUAACGUAAUUUGAAAGAUAUAGCAUACUUUUACAAAAGACGACACGCAAAUAUCGACAGCUUAUCAUUUUAACAUUUUCAAAUAAAAUAAGAUUUUCUUGUAGCGAAAACUGUAGAAAUCAGUUGAAAAGAAACCCAGUCAAGACAGUUAUGAACUGCAAUUUGUUUGUAAAUAAAAGAAAGAAUUAAAAGUACUCUUAAGAUAUUUUAUAUCACUGGACGUUGAAGAGGAACAGCCUGACCAGCUUGACCCAGAUUCAUCUCUGACAGUCAGUUAGUAAAGAUUGUAAAUUUUCCUUUAUUUGUAGUUCGUCUCUGUCGUAGUUAAAUGAUGACGCCAUUAUGCAAA